Messenger RNA from Sorex fumeus (smoky shrew), 1929 nucleotides. RefSeq names its product carbohydrate sulfotransferase 8 (gene CHST8). Bases 445 to 1647 code for a protein of 400 amino acids. Gene Ontology annotation, cellular component: membrane. The record is from RefSeq and is a predicted model, not a curated record. Gene Ontology annotation, molecular function: sulfotransferase activity. Lineage: Eukaryota; Metazoa; Chordata; Mammalia; Eulipotyphla; Soricidae. The transcript has 4 exons. Gene Ontology annotation, biological process: proteoglycan biosynthetic process; carbohydrate biosynthetic process.
CGCGCACUUCGCUGGGAGCCCUCCCGGCGCCCGAGCCCGAGCCCGCCGCGCUGCAGCGAGCGGGCAGCGGGCGGCGCCCGGAGGCGUGGGGAGGGGGGGGGGACCGACCCGGGCCGGAGGCUGCGGGGAGACGCCGCCGCCGCCGCCUCCGCCGCGCCCUCGCCCGCGCCCUCGCCCGCGCGCGCCGGCCGCUCGCAGCGGGAGGAGGCGCCGGGCCCGAGCGAGCCGGGGCGGACGUGCGGCCGGUCGCCCGGGCGCCCGGGAGCCGAGGAUCCCCGCCGAGAGACCGCGCCCCGGCCGGGAGCUCCGACCGCCCCGCGCGCGCCGGCUGCGCCAGACCCUGGCCCAAUGGAUGCCCGACGUGGAGGAUGAGGGAAGAAGGAGCCUCCCACGGCGCAGAGGUGCCCCCGGAGCCAGCCCCGGCGGCCCCCGCGAGCCAGAGCCAUGCGGCUGGCCUGCAUGUUCUCCUCCAUCCUGCUCUUCGGGGCCGCGGGCCUCCUCCUCUUCCUCAGCCUGCAGAAGCCCACGGAGCUGGCGCCCCAACAGCUGUCAGGACUGAAGUUCAGCCUGCGGCCACAGCAGCAGCCCCGGGACCUCCCACCAGGCAGUCCCCAGGAUGGAGACUUGAGAAGAGCCCCAGAGAGAUUCUCCCCAAACAUAUCCAGCCGGGAGACGCCGGGGAGCCUCGGCCCGCAGGGGCCUGACCUGGCCCCAGUCCUCCUCCGUCCCCGGGGCGCCCACCCGCGCCCGCUGCGGCAGCACAGACAGCAGCUGCUGCUCAGGGACAUGCAGACCAACAGCUCGGCCUGGGCCCGCCUGCAGCGCAGCCAGCAGGAACGCAAGCGGCUGAUGCGAGAGGCGUGCGCCAGGUACCGCGGGCGCAGCAGCCUCCGCGCCGUCACGCCCCGCCACGUGUCGCGCAUCUUCGUGGAGGACCAGCACCGCGUGCUGUACUGCGAGGUGCCCAAGGCCGGUUGCUCCAACUGGAAGCGGGUGCUCAUGGUGCUGGCCGGGCUGGCCUCGUCCACAGCCGACAUCCAGCACGACACGGUGCACUACGGUGGUGCGCUGCGGCGGCUGGACACCUUCAGCCGCCACGGCAUCCUGCACCGGCUCAGCACCUACACCAAGAUGCUCUUCGUGCGCGAGCCCUUCGAGCGGCUGGUGUCGGCCUUCCGCGACAAGUUCGAGCACCCCAACAGCUACUACCACCCGGUCUUUGGCAAGGCCAUCCUGGCGCGCUACCGCGCCAAUGCGUCGCGGGAGGCCCUGCGCACGGGCGAGGGCGUGCGCUUCCCCGAGUUCAUGCAGUACCUGCUGGACGUGCACCAGCCCGUGGGCAUGGACAUCCACUGGGACCACGUGGGCCGCCUCUGCAGCCCCUGCCUCAUCGACUACGACUUCGUGGGCAAGUUCGAGAGCAUGGAGGACGACGCCAACUUCUUCCUGCGCCUCAUCCACGCGCCGCCCAACCUGACCUUCCCGCGCUUCAAGGACCGGCACUCGCAGGAGGCGCGCACCACCGCGCCCAUCGCGCGCCGCUACUUCGCCCAGCUGUCGGCCGUGCAGCGCCAGCACGCCUACGACUUCUACUACAUGGACUAUCUCAUGUUCAACUACUCCAAGCCCUUCGACGACCUGUACUGAGCGGCCGCUGGACCGCAGCUGCAGGGGCAGCGGGGUGGACGGACGCGUGGGGGCGGCUGGAAUGGGGGGAAGGGAGUGUUGGAGUCCCAGCCCUGGGCCAGGCUCCCGGGCCCCCACCCAGCUCAGCCGAGAGUCAGGGUGGCCCCUGGAAGCCUGAGCGCCCCCUCCCCCCACCCAGGACGCCCCCAGGGGUCCCGCAGCCUCUUCGCUUUUGCCUUGUCCCAAACCCCGCGUUCCCUGGGCGCAGCGGGCGGGUUCCCAAUAAAGCACAGGGUUUUCAGA